AUGGCAAAAAUAAUAGAAGGAUUAGAUUUGUUAAAUAAUGAUGAUAUUAAAAAGAAACUGAAACAACAUAUAGAUAAAAAUCAUCUUAUUGGGUUUCCAACAGAAACAGUAUAUGGUUUAGGAGGUAAUUCAUUAAAUGAGGAUUCUUUAAAAAAUAUUUUUAAAAUGAAAAAUAGGCCAGUAAGUGAUCCAAUUAUAUCCCAUGUAUGUGAUAUAUCACAAGCUUUUGAACAAUUAUAUCAUGUUAAUAUUUUUGAAAAAUAUAUUAUUUAUAUAUUGAAUAAAAAAUUUUGGCCAGGACCAUUAUCAAUUAUAGCCAAAGCAAAAAAAAAUGUUCCAUUAAUAUUAACAGCUCAUACAAAAUUUUGCGCUGUAAGGUUACCUAACAACCUGAUUGCAAGGGAAAUUAUAAAAAUCUGUGAAACUCCUAUUGCUGCUCCAUCAGCAAAUAAAUUUCAACAUAUUAGUCCAACUACGUCUCUUCAUGUUUUUGAGGAAUUUAAAAAUGAGAAUAUACUAAUUUUUGACGAUGGACAAUGUGAUGUUGGGAUAGAAUCAACUGUUAUAAAAAUUACAAAAUUUAAAAAAAAAAAAAACGUAAACUCAGAAAAAAUUCAUAAGAAUAUUGAUAAUGAAAUAAAUGAUAUACAAGAAAAAAAUAUUUUGUGCAAUACUAUCUCUGAUGACCUUAAUUUUAAAAAAAAUGAUGAACAUGAUCAUAAUUAUUCUGAGGAUGAAAUUACAACAGAUGAUGAAUAUGAUAAUGAGUAUAAAGAGGAACUGAAAGUUUUGUGCCAAUUAACAAACUCCAAUAACUCUGAUUCAAAUAAAGAAAUGUACAUGAAAUUAAAAAGUAUAUUUGAAAAUAUUGAGAGUGAUAAAAAGAUACCAGAUUAUAUACUUCAACAAAUUUUAAAAUAUAAAAGAUUAUACAAUUACAAAAUUAUAAUAUACAGAAGAGGUAAAUAUACUAAAAACGAUAUUGAAGAAGUUCUGAAAAGUAACAAACUUUUAGAAAAUAUUGAAGUUGACUUGUAUAAGAAAAUAAAAUUUGAAGAUCUUGAUAUAUUUCAAAAAGAAAGUAAAAGUCAGAACAACCCUAAUUUUAAAAUAAUUGAUAAAAAUAAUGAUAUAAAAAAUGAAAACACAAAUAAUCAAAGACAUACAAAUUUUUUACAAAAAACUGAAGAUACAAAUCUUGAAAAAAAUGAGGUUAGUCCUGGCCUUUUAAUAACUCAUUAUAGUCCUUUUGUUUCGACAUAUUUAAUUGAUAUAAUUUUAAAAAUAGAAAAUUAUAAUGUGAACAAUAAUUUGUCAAAUAUUCAAUUGAAUAAAUGCAUAUUUUUAGAUAUAGGAAACUCUUUUAUUGAUUAUCAAAAUAAUUUUUUAAAAUAUAUAAAUAUAUAUUAUGAUAAUUUACCUAAGGAAGAACAAAUAAAAUAUGUAACAAAAAAUUUUUUUUUAUUUUUAAGAAAAGCAGAAACAUUAGCUAUAAAUAAUAAAGCUGAAAAUAUUCUUAUAUCAGUAGUUAAUUUGAAAUUAUGUGAUGAAAUAUAUUUAUCAAUAUUUGACAGAAUUUUUAGAUCAGCUUCUGGGAAAAUUUUAAAAGCAUAUAUUAACAAUGAUAAAUUUCAAAUUUUUAAUAAUUAA
Molecule: messenger RNA, 1650 nt
Organism: Plasmodium gallinaceum
Lineage: Eukaryota; Apicomplexa; Aconoidasida; Haemosporida; Plasmodiidae
Gene: SUA5
Product: threonylcarbamoyl-AMP synthase, putative
Exons: 1
Coding region: 1-1650 (549 amino acids)
Biological process (GO): regulation of translational fidelity
Cellular component (GO): cytoplasm
Molecular function (GO): nucleotidyltransferase activity; double-stranded RNA binding; tRNA binding
Source: RefSeq, a predicted model, not a curated record